Molecule: messenger RNA, 1803 nt
Organism: Linum trigynum
Lineage: Eukaryota; Viridiplantae; Streptophyta; Magnoliopsida; Malpighiales; Linaceae
Source: the annotation of a GenBank genome assembly
CACUAAUAAUCUCUCUCACACUCAGUCACUCGGCUUGCGUUCGUUACUUUCUCCUCUUCUCUUUCCCCUUCUGCCCUUUUCAUUCUUUCCUCACUCCUCACCUGCAUUUGCGUUUCCUCCUCCAUCCAUCCUCCGUUUGUUUCCUUGGAAAGGUAAAGAAAGGAAACAUUUUUCUUGCUUCUCCAGCCAAACAACGAAGAACCCAUCAAAACCCAGAGUCCAUCUUCGGCCGUUGAGGUACCCUCUUCGUUUCAUGAUUUCACUUUCCCUGCCUCUGUCUCUCUUCGUUGCUCGAUUUGAUUUAUACGGAUCCGCAAUUAGGGAAACGUUAGCCUAAUGUGAUCUGAAUUACGAUUUACGAACAGUCGCGGCACAGAUCCAGAGUGUGAAUCCUGACUCUAUAAAUCCUGCCUCCGCGAAAUUUGGAGCCCAUUCCAGACUAUUGAUCUUAUAUACUUUCUCUGCAGGUACAAAUGUGUGUAAGUUAGGCUCAUGAGAAUUGGAAGCAAUGGCGUUUAAUUGAGCUGCGGAGGGAAUUGGGGGGGAAGAGAAAAGGAUGUCUUCUUCGAGUAAGACUGAUAAGAAGGCGGCUGUGGACGCAGCCGCAUGGAUGUUCAAUGUGGUCACAUCAGUUGUAAUCAUCCUUGUGAACAAGGCAUUAAUGGCUACCUAUGGCUUCAGUUUUGCUACCACCUUAACUGGUAUGCAUUUUGCAACAACGACCUUGUUAACACUUGUACUUAGGUGGAUGAAGUAUAUUCAGCCAUCUCACCUGCCAGUAUCAGAGCUUCUUAAGUUCGUUCUGUUUGCAAACUUCUCUAUCGUUGGGAUGAACGUCAGUUUGAUGUGGAACUCAGUUGGAUUUUAUCAGAUUGCAAAAUUGACAAUGAUACCAGUUUCUUGCUUUCUGGAAGUAGUCUUAGACAACAUGCGAUAUUCAAGGGACACAAAGCUUAGCAUAGGAGUAGUUCUGCUUGGCGUUGGGGUGUGCACUGUGACAGACGUCAGUGUCAACUUCAAUGGAUUUUUAGCUGCAUUUGUUGCUGUUUGGAGCACUGCCCUGCAGCAAUAUUAUGUACAUUAUCUUCAGCGAAGGUAUUCUCUGAAUUCCUUCAACUUGUUGGGUCACACUGCUCCAGCACAAGCUGGUUCUCUACUUUUGGUUGGGCCCUUUCUGGACUAUUGGUUGACGACAAAAAGAGUUGACGCAUACCCUUAUUCCUUGACGUCUGUGUUGUUCAUAGUGCUAUCGUGCACCGUCGCCAUAGGAACGAACCUCAGCCAGUUCAUCUGCAUUGGGAGGUUCACCGCGGUUUCCUUCCAGGUCCUGGGUCAUAUGAAGACGAUCCUCGUGCUGGUCUUGGGCUUCGUCUUCUUCGGGAAAGACGACCUUAAUUUCCAUGUGAUUGUGGGCAUGAUCAUUGCUGUGGCCGGGAUGAUUUGGUACGGCAAUGCUUCAUCGAAGCCUGGGGGCAAAGAGCGUCUGAGUUCCCCGGCUAACAGCAGCACCAAGUUCCAGAAAUUGGAAACUGCUGAUGCUGAUGAUAAAGUUUAGACAUCACUAGAUAAAUUUAGAACAGAAGAGGAAGGAGGUAAAGAAAAAGGGAGAGGACAGGAUGAUUUUUAGACUGGCAUUUCAGAUGAAUUUUAGUUCUAAGUAUUGGAUGUUGAUUAUAUAGCUUCUUUUUUCUGUUUGGAUCAUAGUUAGGGUAAAGUAUGGUUCUAAAGGAGGAGAAAUACAAUGGAGGUAAAAAAGAAUUAUUUGUGACCAUGAUGUUCUCUCAAGAAAUUAAUUAUUGAUUU